Penicillium antarcticum is the source of this 564-nucleotide messenger RNA. Its product is annotated as MARVEL domain-containing protein. The transcript is spliced from 4 exons. Lineage: Eukaryota; Fungi; Ascomycota; Eurotiomycetes; Eurotiales; Aspergillaceae. The coding region runs from base 1 to 564 and encodes 187 amino acids. The record is from RefSeq and is a predicted model, not a curated record. Gene Ontology annotation, cellular component: membrane.
AUGCUUUUCUCAUCAGCUAUCGCACGGCCUUUGCAGUUGGUCACCCGCACCCUGCAAUGGAUUAGUGCUGUGAUUGUCAUGGGAUUCACCUCAUGGUUCAUUAGCCACGGUCGUCCUCAUGGCACACACAUGCUCUACCAAGAGUGCAUUGCUGUCAUCUCUGUCGUCUUCUUCAUCCCAGCAUUCGUCUCCCCAUUCCUCCCAUCAGCCCUGAGCAAGUUUGUGCUCCUCAUCGACGUCGUCUUCUCUUACCUCUGGUUAACCGCUUUCAUCUUCUCCGCCCAAGACUACAGCUCAAGAUGGUGCUACGCCACCGCUCCAUUUGGCGUCGGUUGCCAAUACAAGACGGCCAACGAGGCAUUCAUCUUCCUUGCGUUCAUCUUCACCUUCUUUGGCAUGUUCCUCGAAGUCGCCGCUCUCUGGGCCUACCGCAAAGAAAACAACCCUAACGCCCGCACUACUGCCGCCGAGGAGAAGAUCGAGACUGGCACCCGCGUGCCUCUUGAUGCCCCUGCUGGCCCCGCUCAUGGUGUUGCUACGACUGCUCCUUCUGGGGCUGUUUAA